Anthonomus grandis grandis is the source of this 1344-nucleotide messenger RNA. RefSeq names its product phenoloxidase-activating factor 2-like. Gene Ontology annotation, molecular function: serine-type endopeptidase activity. The record is from RefSeq and is a predicted model, not a curated record. The transcript has 6 exons. Lineage: Eukaryota; Metazoa; Arthropoda; Insecta; Coleoptera; Curculionidae. Bases 150 to 1319 code for a protein of 389 amino acids. Gene Ontology annotation, biological process: proteolysis.
UAAAGAUGAAAACGCGAACGAGGUGAUAAAAAAAAAAGUCCACGCCCCGCCCAUCCUAUCGUUACCUCUCUGUGUUGAAUUUUUUUGUUUUUUAACGACGUGUAAAAAGGGCAUCAUCAUCAUCAUACGUAUGAGUCGUAUAGCAGCAGAUGAACAGAUUUCGGGGCGAAUACUCGCAAUUGGUUUCUGAAAAACGUGAAUCUUCAGUGCCGAUUGGGCUGAACCCAUGUGCAAUGAACCAUGUCAUAAAACGUGUUACGCUUGUGAACAACCGUAUGCGUGGAAAACGACUUUUUGUUGGGCCGAAAAAGAUGUUAAUUGUCUUAACAACGUCCGUUUCUGCUUUAACCACCGGUGUAUCUUCAACAGGGGACACCUACAUUUGCCUACCAAUUGGCACGUCGUGUCCCACAGUUGGUUUUGGCGGACAAACGAGUGUCGAUCCUCGUAUUGUAACUCCCGAUGAUAUGUGCCCCCCAGGUUACUUUCCUUGUUACGGCAUAGAAACACAGUGCGGAAAACGCUUUGUAGACCCGAUAAAUGUCAAUGAUGGUAACGCAGACGUCGGCGCACAUCCAUGGCAGGCGUUUUUACAAAAUGCUACUCAUCCAUUCUCUGGGAGUGGCGCUUUGCUUGAUAAUUUCCACGUUUUGACGGCUGCGCAUAAGGUCAUUGGAAAUAGAGCCACCCCGAACGAGAUAAUGGUACACAUGGGAGUCUCGGACCCUAACAACUUCGAAAACACCCAGAACUCCAGAGUCCAAGAGGUCUUAAUCCAUCCGUCGUACAAUGCGGAAACUUUGCUUAACGAUAUUGCCAUUUUAAGACUGGAGAGUCCAAUAGUGUUUGGGAUUUAUAACACUAUCAAUAAAGUAUGCGUCCCGGUAUUUGGACAACUUUUUAACGGAAGCAGCUGCAUGGUGUCCGGCUGGGGUCAAACGUCCUUUACGAAAGACGACGCACCCACUAAUCCACAAAAACAGGUCACAGUUGAGGUGGUGGAGCCUGAAGUAUGCAGAGAGUCAUUUUCCAGGCCCAGUUUGCUUGGGAGCAAUGUGGAUAUUUUUCUUGAUUUGGUGGGGGAGAUUUGUGCGGGAGGUGAGGUCAUGAAAGACGCUUGUACUCAAGAUGGUGGUUCACCAUUGGUAUGUCCAGACUCAGCAGGUCAAUUGAGCGUGGCAGGGUUGGUGAUAUGGGGUAAAAACUGUGGUCAGCCAGGGGUGUAUGGAGUGUACGUCAAUGUACCAUACUACAGCAACUGGAUAGAUACGACUAUCGAGAGUUUAAAUGCUAAAUAUGGUACAAUGUGGAGUUUUUAGAAAAAUAUAAUUAAAUUUUAAUGAA